Molecule: messenger RNA, 2841 nt
Organism: Agelaius phoeniceus (red-winged blackbird)
Lineage: Eukaryota; Metazoa; Chordata; Aves; Passeriformes; Icteridae
Source: RefSeq, a predicted model, not a curated record
AUGGAGCAGAGGACAUUGCUUGCAUUGAUGGUCUUUUCCUCAUUCAUAGUAUUAGCAGAAACUAAUGAUCAGAAGCCUGCUGUUCAAAUAUACAGCCUCCACGUGGACUGCAAGGUCACAUCACGAUUUGCUCACACAGUCAUCACCAGCAGAAUUGUCAACCGAGCCAAUGAGUCCCGAGAGGCCACCUUUGAAGUGGAGUUACCCAAGACAGCCUUCAUCACCAACUUCUCCAUGUCCAUCGAUGGUGAAGUAUACCCAGGAAUAAUAAAGGAGAAAGCUGCUGCUCAAAACAAGUAUGACUCGGCAGUCUCACAAGGACAGAGCGCUGGCCUCGUUAAAAUUACAGACAGAAAGCUGGAGCAGUUCCACGUGUCCGUCAGCAUCGCGGCUGCCAGCAAAGUCACUUUUGAGCUGACCUACGAGGAGCUGCUGAAGCGGCAGCUGGGGAAGUAUGAGCUGCUCAUCAAGGUCCGGCCCAAGCAGCUCGUUAAGCACUUCCAGAUCGAUGUGCACAUCUUUGAGCCCCAGGGCAUUCACUUCUUGGAGACAGACAGCACAUUCAUGACAAACGAGUUAUCUGAGGCACUCACCAAAGAGCAGAAUGAAACCAAGGCUCAUAUUUUAUUUAAGCCAACUCUAGACCAACAGAAGAAAAAUUCUGAACUUGAUGAAACUCUUCUCAAUGGUGAUUUUGUUGUGCGUUAUGAUGUUAAGCGAGAAGCCACUGCAGGUGAUAUACAGAUUGUCAAUGGGUAUUUUGUCCAUUACUUUGCACCCCAAGAAAUGCCAGUGUUUCCCAAAAAUGUCAUCUUUGUUAUAGACCGAAGUGGCUCCAUGACAGGCAGAAAAAUUGAACAGACAAGGGAUGCCCUGUUGAAGAUUUUGCAGGACCUCCGCCAAGAAGAUCAUUUCAGCUUUAUCACCUUCAACCACAAAGUGGUGGAGUGGAAGAGCUCUUUGCUGCCAGCCACCGAGGACAACGUGGCCAGUGCUGCAGCCCUGGUGCAGACUCUCGCUGCCAGGGGAGGCACAGACAUCAGUGGUGCCCUGCUGGCUGCCGUGGGCAUGCUGGACAAACACGAGGGGCUGCCAGAGCACAGCGUCUCCAUGAUUAUUUUGCUGACAGAUGGCCAGCCCACUUCUGGUGAGAGAAAUGUGGAAGUAAUUCAAGAAAACGUUCAGAAAGCAAUCAAUGGGAAAUAUGCUCUUUUCUGCCUUGGCUUUGGGUUUGAUGUCAGUUAUAAAUUCCUGGAGAAAAUGGCCCUGAGCAAUGGGGGAAUAGCACGGCGUAUCUAUGAAAAUGCUGAUGCAGCCCUGCAGCUCCAGGGCUUUUAUCAAGAAGUGGCUACCCCAAUAUUAAUGCAAAUUGAAAUGCAGUAUCCAGAAAAUUCCAUUGAAGGAUUAACCAAGAACAAUUUCAAGCUGUUUUUUGAAGGAUCUGAAAUUAUAGUGUCUGGAAAAAUUAGCAAUGAGCUGGAUCUUUUGCCAGUGGAAAUUAAAGCUCAGUCACACACAAGUAACUUGACUCUCAAGGAAGAAGCAAAUGUCAAAGAGAAGGAGCAAGUAUUCCAAAAUCAAAGAUACAUCUUUGGGAAUUUCAUAGAGAGACUGUGGGCUUACUUGACCAUUCAGCAGCUUCUGGAAAAAGCUAUUUCAGCUCAAGAAGAGGACCAGAAGGCCCUGGAGGCCCAAGCCUUGGAUCUGUCCCUGCAGUACAGCUUUGUCACACCGCUCACUUCCAUGGUGGUCACCAAACCCCAGCAGCAGGAGGAGCUGGCAAACAAACCCACCGAGGCUGACAAUGAGAAGCCCAGCACUAUUCCAGCAGGAGCAACAAAACAUUGGGAAAACCCUUUUCUUUCAGAUAGACGGCGCUCUGAGCUCCAAACUGUCAGCAACAGGAAGAUGUUUUCAACAGUUUCCAGGUUCAGAGAUGCCAAAAGACCACAACCUAUUGCCAAUGAACAUGCAGAACUUCUAUUUCAAUUACCCAGACAAAAUGAAAGAAUCUGCUUAAAUAUUGAUCAGAGAGCACAAACCUCUGUCCACCUUCUGUCAGAUCCAGAGCAAGGACUCACUGUGACGGGGAAACUUGGAGAUGGAAAAAAUCACUUUGUGCAGUUUGAUAUUAACUAUGUGAAUCCCCCUGUGCAAAUCCAUGUCUACACUCAUGCAAUCCUUGUAAGCCACAAUAACAAGAACGAUUGGCUGUCAUGGACAACGUCAACCUCCUCCACCAUCCAGGGGCUGACAGUGUCAGUUGAAAAGGAAAAGAGUGUUACAGCAUCACUGCCUGAUACGGUCACAGUAAAAAUUUCCUUGGUCAGGUUUCCAGAAGAUUUCCUUGGGCUCUAUUUCUUGAACACCGACCGUUUUUCGGACAAAGUCACUGGAGUUCUGGGUCAAUUUUAUUCAAAAGCACAAUUUAGGAGUAACUCCAACAAUGAUCAGAGAGCUGUGGAAAGACUCCUGAGAGUGUCUGGAUCUGAGCACAAAGUUUCCAGGUUGUACAAGAAAGAUUACAGGCUUGAGUCAGCCAGUGAACCUGUUUCCUGCUGGUCAAUAGAGCUAACUCCCUAGGAAAAAAAAUCUUUGAAGGAAAUUAUGGAAAUGAAGCUCUUCCAAGUAUUUUUGGUACUUUCAUCAAGAAAACCACAGUUAAAGCCUUACUGUUGCUCUAUAUAUGUGUCACAGAUAUUUUAUCUUGAAAUAAUUAUACUUUUAAGAUAUAACGGUCCUUGCUUGUUUGCUAUUUGAAAAUGGUUUCUAAUCUGCCAUGUGGUUUUGUUGUUGAAGAUUUAUGUGAAUGAACUAAAUAAAAUUGACAUUAUCAGUUCA